AUGGGAACGGCGUUGCCGACAUUUGAUGGUGAGGUCUAUCAAUCAUGGCCCGCAGCCUCGGGAGGCCCGGUACGGCUAUGGUUGAAGAAAGAGCAUUAUACGCUUGAAAAAGAGCUCCGGACGAUUCCGAGCGACGACUCCUCAAUCGAGGGCCACGGCGACAUCUCGCAAGGGACGCUCGCCGUCGGUAUCCACGCAUUGCGAGGAAAAAAGGCUCUGCAAGAUGCUCUUCGAUCGGAUCCGCCGAUGCUCAUCGGAGACAUCGAAGGGAAGAUCAACGACGGUCGUGGCACGUUAGCCCGACUCGGCCCCGAUCGAGACGGCUGGGAUCAACAGCGACUGUUCCUAUUGCAGAUCGGUCAGGCGUUCCAAACGAUCUCCAGGGCCGCGCCCGACGGUGUUGACGGGCGCAGCUGCUUCGGCGAGUCGCACGGCUAA
This is a messenger RNA of Letharia columbiana, 438 nucleotides long. RefSeq lists its product as uncharacterized. The record is from RefSeq and is a predicted model, not a curated record. Lineage: Eukaryota; Fungi; Ascomycota; Lecanoromycetes; Lecanorales; Parmeliaceae. The coding region runs from base 1 to 438 and encodes 145 amino acids. The transcript has 2 exons.